Messenger RNA from Aphidius gifuensis, 2482 nucleotides. It is a transcript of the gene ari-2, whose product is annotated as potential E3 ubiquitin-protein ligase ariadne-2. Gene Ontology annotation, molecular function: ubiquitin protein ligase activity; ubiquitin conjugating enzyme binding; zinc ion binding. The coding region runs from base 300 to 1802 and encodes 500 amino acids. Gene Ontology annotation, cellular component: cytoplasm; ubiquitin ligase complex. Lineage: Eukaryota; Metazoa; Arthropoda; Insecta; Hymenoptera; Braconidae. The transcript has 5 exons. Gene Ontology annotation, biological process: ubiquitin-dependent protein catabolic process; positive regulation of proteasomal ubiquitin-dependent protein catabolic process; protein polyubiquitination. The record is from RefSeq and is a predicted model, not a curated record.
AUGCAUCAAAAUGCAUCAAAAUGUCGUUUAGUGUGAGAGAGCAGUUGUACGUAUGUGUGUGCAAUAAGAAUAUUAAAUUGCUUCAAUUAUUAAAAUUUGCAUACGAUUGUUUAAAUAAAUAACAAAACAACAAACAAAUUCACAUAAUCCAAAAAAAUUGUUGAUAAAAUUUGAUUAGAUAUUGAUAAUUAAAAGCUUAAAAAUACUCUUUUUUAUCCUCAUCAACAACCUAUAUUAAAAACAAUCAUCAUCAACUGGAUGAAAAAUUUCGCAAUAGUAAAAAAAACAUAAACAACAAGAUGUCAGGUGAAAAUGAUCAUGAAAGUGAUAUGGAGUAUUCAGAUUCAGAUGAUUGUGGUGAUGCUGGCUAUGAAGAUUAUUACAAUCAUCAACAAUGGGGUAGUGAAAUUGAUGAUGGUGAUAAUGAUACAAAAGAUCAAGAAUAUGCAAUACAUGAAUGUUUACAAGUUGAAGAAGUUGAAAGAUUAUUAAAUGAAAGUGUUGAAUUAUUAAGUAGUAGUUUACAAAUAACACCAUCACUUGCUAAAGUAUUAUUACACACUCACAAUUGGGCAUUGCAAGAUGUCGUUAAAAAAUAUCGUGAAAAUUCAAUUGGUUUAUUGAUUGAAUCAAAAAUAAAAUCAUCACAACCACCAGAUCCUGUAUCAACAGUUAAAGGACAAAAAGGUGGUCAUUGUUCAGUAUGUAUGACAAUUUAUUCAGCAGAUAAAUUUUCAAUUUUAACAUGUGGUGAUGCAUUUUGUAAAGAUUGUUGGUGUAUGCAUUUUGAAGUACAAAUAACACAGGGUAUAUCAACUGGUAUACAAUGUAUGGCACAAAAUUGUAAAGUACUUGUACCAGAAGAUUUUGUAUUAUCAUUAUUAACAAAAUCAAAUAUGCGUGAUAAAUAUCAACAUUUUGCAUUUCGUGAUUAUGUUAAAAAUCAUCCACAGUUACGUUUUUGUCCAGGACCAAAUUGUUCAGUAAUUGUUAAAUCAAAUGAACUACGUGCAAAACGUGUAUUAUGUUAUUCAUGUAAAACAAUUUUUUGUUUUCGUUGUGGUAUUGAUUAUCAUGCACCAACUGAUUGUAGUAUUAUUAAAAAAUGGAUGACAAAAUGUGCUGAUGAUUCUGAAACAGCUAAUUAUAUUAGUGCACAUACAAAAGAUUGUCCAAAAUGUCGUAUUUGUAUUGAAAAAAAUGGUGGAUGUAAUCAUAUGCAAUGUUAUCAAUGUAAACAUGAAUUUUGUUGGAUGUGUCUUAAUGAUUGGAAAGCACACGGUAGUGAAUAUUAUGAAUGUUCACGUUAUAAAGAAAAUCCAAAUAUAACACAUGAAAGUGUACAUGCACAAGCACGUGAAGCACUUAAAAAAUAUCUUCAUUAUUAUGAACGAUGGGAAAAUCAUAGUAAAUCAUUGAAGUUAGAAGAACAAACAUUAGAAAAUAUGAAACUACGUAUUAAUAAAAAAGUCAUGGGUGCAAAUGGUACAUGGAUUGAUUGGCAACAUCUUUAUGCAGCUGCAUCAUUAUUAGCACGUUGCAGAUAUACAUUGCAGUAUACUUAUCCGUAUGCAUAUUAUAUGGAAACUGGACCACGUAAAGUUCUUUUUGAAUAUCAACAAGCUCAGCUUGAAGCUGAAAUUGAAAAUUUAUCAUGGAAAAUUGAAAGAGCUGAGACAACUGAUCGUGGUGAUCUUGAAAAUCAAGUUGAUAUUGCAGAAAAAAGACGUGUUACAUUGCUCAAAGAUUUUUUAGAGAAUGAUUUAACUGGAAAUAAUACUCAAGAAGAACAGCGAGUAUAGUAAAUUUUUUUCUAAAUAAAAUAUCUUUGAUAAUCAUUAAUUAACUUGAUGAAUAAUCACAAGAAAAAAAAGGAAAUUCGAAAAAUCGAAAUCUAAUUUAUUUGGUUGAUAAUAUAAAUUUUUUUUUUUUUCUUUUUAGUUUUAUUUAAAACUGUGAGCUAUUUUAAAAAUCAUUAAUAUAAUUAAUAGUUGUAUUAUUUAAUGAGAUUAUUGUUAAAAUAACAAAUUUAAAUUUUCCUAGUCUAAAAGUUCAUUAAAAAAAAAAAGAAAAAAAAAACAAAAUUCAUCUCGCAAUAAAAAAAAAAAAUAUUAAAUUAAUUUUUUUUAUAAUAAUCAUUAAUUUUUGAUGAUUAUUAUAAUUUUAUGAAUUAAAUUUCAUAUUUUUAAAUACCAAAUUAUAAUUGCCUAGCUUAAUAAAUCAAUUUUUCUUUAUUUUUAAAAUUUAAUUAUUUUUUUUCAAAUAUUAUUCAUUGAGUAUUGUUAAAAAUAAGAAAAAAAAAAAAUGAAAUAAUCUUUAUAAUUAAUUAAUCAUUAAGUCUAUGUAAAUAUAAUAAAAUUAUUCUUUUUUUUUUUUUAGAGAUAUUAAUCAUUGUAAAAUGGGUUGUGUCACAUACUUUUUUGUUUUUUUUUGUAACAACAAUUCAAUGGAUUAAAUAAUAAAAUAUAAAAAAAAAAAAAAC